AUGAAUCAAAACGAUUCAAAUCAAAUACCAAAGAAGAGGUUAAAACGAAGUAGAAAUGGUUGUCAUAAUUGUAAAAGAUUAAAAAUUAAAUGUGACGAAAAGAAACCAUCAUGUUCUUAUUGUAUUAAAUCAAAUACAUUUUGUGAUUAUUCAAUUAAAUUAACUUGGGGUGGUCGACCUUAUAAGGAUACAAAUAAAAGACAAAAGAUUAAUUCAAUACCGAAUGGUUCACAAAUUGCUUUUAAAUCAGAAAAUACUAAAAUUGAAUCAGGUAAUAAACCAAAACCUUAUAAUAAUCAAAUUCAAUUUGUUGUUCAAGAUUUUAAUAUUCAUUCACCAAAAUCACCAUUGGAAGUAACUACUCCUGAAUCAAACUCAUAUUAUAUAUCCGACUCACCUAACAAAAAAUCUCGAGAAAGGAGUAGAGCUGUAGGUUCCACAAAAUUUGUAAAUCUGAUAUCUAAUACGCCAAAUCAAAAUACGUUCAUGACUCCAAAUGGUACUUCAAUACUACUAGACACAUUUCAAGCUCAACCCGUUAGUUUUCAUGGUCCUGAUAACUUGGCAGUUAAAAACAAAAUUGAAAUAUUAGACAAUGGAGAAAUUGAAAGUAAUAAAGGAAUUACAACUGGCUCAGUUACAUCUUCUGAAAGUUUUGAGUAUCCAAAUAACUAUUCAAAUGGUAUGAAUUACUUAAAUGAUGCAUUUGAUAAAAUUACAGAUGGUGAAAUAGAAUUUCAAUUACAAAAUUCCAGUAUUUUUAAAAAUUAUUUCAAAAAAUCAGAUCAAUGCAUGAUUGAGGAUGAGAAAAGUAGUUAUUCUUCGAAUAAUGCAAAUGAUCCGUACUUAUUAGAUUAUUCAAGAGAUAUUUCAAAGAUUGAUGAAUAUUUACCAAGAGAAAGAAAUAAUUUAUUCAAGGAUAAUUCUCCCAUGAGACUGAUGGCAAGCACAGCAACAAAUAUUGAUGAUGAUUUGAGUGUCACUUCUAGCUGGGAUUCACAAUCUGCUUUACAAGAAAUUCAAAAACUCGAAAUGGAAAAACUUUGUUAUUCAAUACCUCCACUGUUGACACCGUUACCUUCCUUAUUGCUAAAUGUUCCAUUUUAUAGAAGUUUGAUGCAUUUUUGGGUUCAAGUUGCUUGUCAUCAUCUUGUUCCAGCUCCAGCUGAUAUAUAUAAAGAUAAUCCUUUCAAAGUUUUAUUAUCACAAAUGGCUAUGGAAUAUCCUGCAAUUUUAACUACAUUAUUAGCGUUUUCAGCAAAAUUAAGAUCUUCAUUAGUUAGUUCAGAUGAUACUCCAGAUGUAAUACUAGACCAAUUAUUAUCAAGAUCUUGUACUGAAUUAUUAAAAUUGUUGAAAGAUAAAACUAGUGCAACUUCAAAUGAAGCUUUAGCUACAGCAUUAUUAUUAUCAGUUUUUGAAAUAUUUGAUUCAAAAGAUUUUAGUAAACACAGAGCCCAUACUUUAGGUGCAAGACAAAUCAUUAAAGCGAGAUCAAAUUUAAACUUGCCGUUGAAAAAAGAUAUAGAUACAGGUACUGAAAGGAAUGUGACGUUUUUUUUAUUAAGAUGGUUUGUUUAUAUUGAUAUUAUAGGUUCAUUAUCAGCAACUAAAAAUUCCAAUAAUUAUUUGCUAAUAAAAGAUGAAGAAGAAAAAUAUCAACCUGUUGAAGAAGUUACGAUGUUAAAUAAAACAAAAAGUACUGAUUUAGAGUUACGAGAUGGUUUUGAUCCCACUAGUCCACCAAAAGCUCAUAUUGAUUAUUUAAUGGGAUUUGAUAUAAAUUUCCUACCACAAUUUGCAAGAAUCACCAUUUUAAUUCGAAAAACAAAUUUUUUAUUACAACAAUGUGGUUCUUCUGAAAUUAAUUUACCACAAGAACUUAUAUGUAAAGCUUUAGAAGUCAAGGAAACACUAUUAUCAUUAUUAAAUAAAGAUGAAGAAAUUACUAAAGCAGAUCUUAGUCAUAUUGUUAAUUUAAUAACUGAAAAAAAGAAACAAUCUAGUGUUGAUUCACCAGAAGGAUUAAAAAGAAUGAUUAAAGAAAAUGAAGUAUUAAGAUCUACAAAUAGAGUGUUUUGUUUUGCUGGUAUUAUUCAUUUAUAUAGACGCGUUUUAUUAAUUCCAAGAGAAUCAAAUCUUGUUCAAGAUCUUGCUAUUCAAAUUGGACAAAUAGUUCAUCAAAAUAUUCAGAGUCAAUCUCCAGCUGAUAUAUGUGUUAUAUUUUGCUUAUUUACUGCUGGUUGUGAAAUUGUAAAUAAUGAAGAAAUGAGAUUAUUUUUUGAAAAUAGGUUUAUGAAAAUUGCAGAAAUGGGGAAUAUAAAUGCAAGAAAAGGAUUACAAAUUAUGAAAAGAUGUUGGGCAACAGGAGAAGAUUGGAUAACAGCAGCUACAAAUUUGAAUCUAGAUUUUGCAUUACUAUAG
Molecule: messenger RNA, 2424 nt
Organism: Insectozyma verbasci
Lineage: Eukaryota; Fungi; Ascomycota; Pichiomycetes; Serinales; Debaryomycetaceae
Source: the annotation of a GenBank genome assembly